AUGUCCAAUAAUAAUCAAGAAGAAGACACAGCCGAAGAUUUUCGACAACCCAUACGUCCGAACCUCCAAAUGCAAGCGUUGUUAGGGGAGAUGAGGCGUAUGAUGAGGGCUGAAUUGGAACCUAUUCAUGAGAGGAGCAGGAAUAGAGAGCCACCCGUGGACACUUGGGAGGAGAUGAAAAUUCUUAUGAGGAAGCGUUUUGUACCCAGCCACUAUUAUAGGGGAUUGUAUCAAAAGUUGCAGAGGUUAAAUCAAGGUUCCAAGAGUGUGGAUGAGUAUUACAAGGAGAUGAAGGUAGCUAUGAUCCAAGCUAAUGUAGAAGAGGACAGGGAAGCCACCAUGGCUAGGUUUUUGCACGGUUUAAAUCGAGAGAUUGCGGAUAUAGUUGAGUUGCAACACUAUGUUGAGCUGACGGAUAUGGUGCAUCAAGCCAUAAAGGUGGAGGAACAACUCAAACGGAAGGGAUUGUCUAGGAGGGGACAACCUAUGGCUACCACCAGCCUAUGGAAGACAGCUCCAAAAAGGGACGAGCAACUACAAAAUAAUCCAAAAUUUGAACUCUCGAAUGCCAAGCCAAUGACCGCCACUACUUUAGGUAACGCUGGUUCUUCUACUUCUAAAACACGUGAUAUUAAGUGUUUUAAAUGUCAGGGGUGGGGACACAUAGCUAGCCAAUGUGUAAACAAAAGGGUGAUGGUGAUUAAUGCCCAAGGAGAGCUUGAGUCAAAGAAUGAGGAAGAAGUAGAUGGUGAUGCCAUGCCACCUUUGGAGGAUGCUGAUGAUGAGCAAAAUGCUGUGGUUGGAGAUUCAUUGGUAGCAAGGCGAGUUCUCAAUGUGCAGAUUAAGGAGGAAGAAAGUAACCAAAGGGAGAACUUAUUUCAUACUCGGUGCUUUGUAAAUAACAAAUUUUGCAGUGUCAUUAUCGAUGGAGGGAGUUGUACAAAUGUAGCCAGCACUUAUUUGGUGGAGAAAUUGGCCUUAACAACUUUGAAACAUCCUCACCCUUACCGGCUUCAGUGGCUGAAUGAUUGUGGCGAAAUCAAGGUGACAAGGCAAGUGUUGGUGGCAUUAUCCAUUGGCAAAUAUGAGGAUGAGGUGCUUUGUGAUGUGGUUCCUAUGCAUGCAUGCCAUUUAUUGUUCGGAAGACCGUGGCAGUAUGAUUUGAGGGUUACGCAUGAUGGAUUCACAAAUAGGUAUUCUUUCACUCUUAAAAGGCAACCUAUUACUCUUGUUCCAUUAACUCCAAAACAGGAGGCUCUUUUAUGUACUAAUGAUCUCGCUGGUACUUUGCCGAGCGAUAUUGUUUAUCUUUUGCAGGAGUUUGAAGAUGUCCUUCCCGAAGGGGUACCUUAUGGCUUACCUCCAAUUCGAGGGAUUGAACAUCAAAUUAAUUUCACACCCAGUACAUCCAUUCCAAACCGACUUGCUUAUAGGAGCAAUCCCGAGGAGACCAAGGAGCUUCAGAAGCAAGUAGGUGAAUUAUUGGAGAAGGGAUUAGAUGAUAUGUUGGAUGAAUUGCAUGGUUCUUGUGUCUUUACAAAAAUUGAUCUUAAGAGUGGAUAUCAUCAUAUUAGGAUGAAGGAAGGUGAUGAGUGGAAAACUGCUUUUAACACUAAAUAUGGUUUGUAUGAGUGCAAAAACUUGGAAGAACAUGUAAUGCAUUUGAAAUCUGUUUUGGAAAUUCUAAGAAAAGAAAGGUUGUUUGCUAACCUCAAGAAGUGCACCUUUUGCACGAAUAAACUUGUGUUUCUUGGUUUUGUUGUUAGUAAGAGCGGAAUUGAGGUGGACGAGAAAAAGGUGAAGGCAAUUCAAGUAGUGGCACGCAUCAAUGAUAAUGCCUACAAGCUUGACCUGCCAGGUGAUGAUUUGAGGACAAAUCCUUCUCAAGAGGGGGAGAAUGAUGCAAACCAAAGAUCUGGACAUGCUGAUCAUACAUGUGGGAAUGGAGCUGGAUUUACACUAGACCCUUUGUCACUUCCUAGUGGCCCAAUUACAAGACUUAGAGCCAAGCGUUUUAAGGAAGCACUAAAUGGGCUAAUCCAAGAGAAUUGGGCUGAUUCUAAAAAGACCAAGAUGGGCUCAAAUAAUAAUCAAGGCUUAGUCCAUGUCAUCAAAGCAAGUGAAGAGGCUAAUAAACAUCCAAAAAUGUAA
This is a messenger RNA of Humulus lupulus (European hop), 2151 nucleotides long. RefSeq lists its product as uncharacterized. The transcript is spliced from 6 exons. The coding region runs from base 1 to 2151 and encodes 716 amino acids. Gene Ontology annotation, molecular function: zinc ion binding; nucleic acid binding. The record is from RefSeq and is a predicted model, not a curated record. Lineage: Eukaryota; Viridiplantae; Streptophyta; Magnoliopsida; Rosales; Cannabaceae.